This is a messenger RNA of Cetraspora pellucida, 459 nucleotides long. NCBI's taxonomy places the organism in Eukaryota, Fungi, Glomeromycota, Glomeromycetes, Diversisporales, Gigasporaceae. The record is from the annotation of a GenBank genome assembly.
AUGGCAAGAAUUUAUAAUAUCAAUAUCCAAUCACUUGUGCUUGUAUUUGCACCAACUGGAGUUGUAGCAUUCAACAUUUAUAGAACAACAAUCCAUUCAGCACUCUCAAUUCCAAUAGGAAGUACUAAUUUAGAUAUAGACAGUAAACAAUUGAAACAACUACAGAAAAGACUAAAUAGAGAUUCAGAAGAGCAACAUAAUUUCAGAGAUAUUCUAUUGCAACUACAUAAUAAACAAGAUUAUUUCUUAGAUGCCAUAUAUAUUUUUCUCCAAAAAAUCAAUGUUAAUGAAUUUAACAUUAACAAACUCAAAUCUUUGAACUGCCCUAUUGCUAGAAUUAAUGCCAUUCACACAGAUGGCAAUGAAGCAUGUAAAGCUGAUUAUAAUACAGCAAAAGGCCUUGAGACACAAUUAUUUUUAGCAAGGAGUGCACAUGUUAUGCUUAGGACUAACUUAUAA